Molecule: messenger RNA, 485 nt
Organism: Rhagoletis zephyria (snowberry fruit fly)
Lineage: Eukaryota; Metazoa; Arthropoda; Insecta; Diptera; Tephritidae
Source: RefSeq, a predicted model, not a curated record
AUCCUGAACGUUGCCACCCAACACAGCCUUUCCGCUGUCCAGGAGACAAGUUGAAGUGCAUAUCGAUACAGUACCUAUGCGAUGGCGCGAAUGAUUGCGACGACGGGUAUGAUGAAGACAGCUCCCUCUGCACUGCAGCAAAAAGACCGCCGGUUGAAGAGACAGCAAACUUCUUGCAGACUUUGCUGGCAAAUCAUGGCCCGAACUACCUAGAGAAGCUCUUUGGCAAAAAGGCGCGAGACGCCCUGUUGCCUCUCGGUGGCUCGCACAAGGUGGCAGUGGCACUUUCAGAGAGCGAAACUAUCGAGGACUUUGGAAAGGCACUUCACCUGAUGCGCAGCGACCUGGAGCAUCUGCGAAACAUUCUGAUCGCCGUCGAGUCGGGCGACCUGGGCCUCCUCAAGGCGAUGGGCAUCCGCGACUCUGAGCUAACCGAUCUGAAGCUCUUCCUCGACAAGCUGGUUUCAACUGGAUUCAUGGACUGA